This is a messenger RNA of Saccostrea echinata, 3370 nucleotides long. Its product is annotated as protein CDV3 homolog. The record is from RefSeq and is a predicted model, not a curated record. The coding region runs from base 149 to 916 and encodes 255 amino acids. NCBI's taxonomy places the organism in Eukaryota, Metazoa, Mollusca, Bivalvia, Ostreida, Ostreidae. The transcript is spliced from 5 exons. Gene Ontology annotation, cellular component: cytoplasm.
CUCUGCAUUCGCUGCGGGAUUGGUAUUCUCAUCGUGAUACGACAGCAUGAUCAUAUGGAGGGAGACUCUUGUGAUUUAAUAGAACUUUUGGGAGUGUUUAAACAUAUAUGUAAAACUUUUACCUUGAUAAAUUUAAUUAGUACAAGUUAUGGCAGAGUCAAGUCUUGACGAUUUUUUCGCGAAGAAGGACAAAAGUAAAAAGAAAAGUAAAUCAAAAAUAACCCCUGGUGACAUUUUGUCACAGCAGGAAAAAGAGCUAGGUUCUGUCAAGAAAGAAAAGAAAAAGAAGAAGAAAGAUGGCGAACCUACACAAACGUCUGCUUCAGGAGCUGAGGGUCAAACGAAAAAGACGGAAGAUGAUGAAUGGGUUGAUUUUGAACAAGAAACAGAGAAAGACUACACGGGGCUGAGAAUUCAGAACCUCCAGAUCAAUAAGGAUAAAUCAGAUCAAGAGGACGAAGGCAAUGAGAAUGAAAACGAUGAGGAGUGCGAUGAAAAUGGAGAGAGGAGAGAAGGUGCCCAGGGCCCAUGGAAUGUGAGUCAGGGGCAGACAACUCAACAACAACCAGCACCCCAGGCUGCAGCUGCUCCACCACCUGUGGAGGAAAGUAAAUCUGACACAACUCCAGCACGGACUGGUAAAUACAUCCCACCAUCAAUGAGGGGAGGAGCUAUGAGUGCUAGUUCUACUGAUUCACCAGUCAGACCCACCCCCAGGAGGAAAAAGGCGGCUCCCAAUUUAAGUAGUGAGGAGGAUUUCCCCACUCUGGGAGGGGGACCAACACCUGCAGAGCUCAGUGAGCUAAGUGGCUCAUCCUUUAACCGAGUGCAGUCAGGAGGGAAGACUAUGGAGGACCCAAGCAAGUCCCAUCAGUCCCUGUCCCUGGGGAACAAAUUCUCUGCUUUACAGGACUAGUGACCAACAGGUUAUUGUGAGGGAUCCUUCAUCAUCAAACAUUUCCUACGACUUUUUCCUUCAAUUUCAAAAAAUGGAUGAGAGAGAAAUUAAUUGUGAUCAAGUGCUUAUUUGAAAACUGAUAAAGAAUGACAGUGAAUGCUUUGUUAAAUUUUGAACCAUUUGUUUCUUUUAAUAAUCACAAUUUGUUUGGACAAGUAUUAUUCUGCAUGUCUUAGUGUGCCAAGCUAUGAUGGGAAUGAGUGAUAGCAGAAAAAGUUUAUUGUUACAUCUGUAGAACUAGUGAUUGAUAUUUAUGUGUGCUCUUUCUUUUUCUAUGCAUACAAUAAUGACUGAGUGAUACAUGUAUUGUUUAAGUUUAAAGAAUUAAAAAAUUCGAACUUUUAUUUUACUCUUACAAGUAGAAAUCAAAGAUUUAAACAUUAUGAUUAAGUCAAUUUUCAUGUCUUCCUUUAUUUUUGGCUUAUUCCUCCAGAAAUUGUUACCAAUUCAAUUGGAUAAAAAUUCCUUUUAUACAUUUAAUAAUGGUACGUGUACUUUUAUUGUAAAUGGGUGUAUUGCUUAAAAGGUUAUAUUCAUCUGUUCAUCAUUUACUGUACACAACAUUUUAUUUGUUGUGUUGAAAAAUUGUUAAUAUCAUAUAUUUGCAACAAGGUUGCAGACAGUAAUUAAGGACAUACGCAGUGUAGUUUGGAACUUUAUUUUUUAUUCUCUGUAUUAUUGAAGAGUUCCAAUAAUUGAAGGAGAUUUUUAUAAUGUCUAAUGAUGCUGUACCUUUUGUAAAACAAAUUUUGAGAAAAUACUAGGGAUGUCAACGAAUAGUCGACUAUUCGACUAUCAGUCGAAUGGACUGACGAUCGAAAAAUGAAACGACAUUCGAAUAUUAUUACAAAUAAAUAAAUGCAACAAAAGAGUGAUAACGAGAUGAAAUUCUCAUCUCAAAAUUUGAGAAACCGUCUUUUCUCAAAAAAGUCGAUGAUUAAUUUCCUCAACAAAAAACGGUUGAUUUUCCAUGUACGUAAAGAAAGUACAGUAAUUAUAAGUUCCUCACUACUGCGACAAUUAUCUGUCAGUAAUAGUGUCGUUUUUGUAAUAAAUUACCCACCAAUAUACUGGGCUUUGUUUGUAAAAAUUAAUUGGACUUGAUCUUAAAUCGUGUAUCAAUUAUCUUUUGUAAUUAUUAAGACUGCUCAAAUGUAAAGAACGAACCAUAGCUGUGUCAUGUUUUGACACUUCGAUAAUUAUUAAAAGAAUUCGCUUACAUUUAAAACUGUUUAAGGACAUCUUCAUAGCCUGAGCAAUCAAUAAUUGAAUAAGCAGUAUCUAACUGUUUAACAAUUUUACAGGCACCUGACGUGUGGAUAGUGUGAUAUUAAUCCCCUCCCCCAAUUUAUUUCAUAAUAAACUUUGAAUUAAAAAAAUUUUGACUGGCAAUUUUUUAUACUUACUAUAAUAGACACUAACUGCACGUACAGACCGAUUUAUGAAUUUGAUUGACAGGGAAAUCAUACAUUAUUUUUGGAGAAUUAGGUUUCUUAAUUUAUUUCAUAUAAACAUGUGUUACGUUGCAUUAAUUUUGAUGUUACCUUUUAAAUAGAUUUAAGUAAAGAGGUUUUUGAGUUAUAAUAUGUCAUAUACUAGUGAAGUUUGAAAUAAAAUUUUAUUUUCAGAAAAUGUUCCGAAUAUUUGACUAUCGUUCGAAUAAUGCAGUCGAAUAAUCGACUAAGGAAAAUAAAUAUUUUGACAUCCCCAGAAAAUACCCAACUGAAACUGCAUACUUAUGUUUGGUAAUUUUUUUUUUUAUAUCACAAGGAAUUUCAUCAUUUGAUACCUAUUUAAAACCCCUGAUAAUGUAUGAUGAUUUUGUCAAAGAACAUCAGAUGGUACUAUGAUUUUAUAUCAAGAAAAUUUUAAAAAUUAUUAAAGGGUAAGGUAUGUUGUAAGAUAUGUUGCGUAUGACCUUAAAUAGUCUUUGAAUUGGAAUUUUUUGUAGUUUAUAUCACACCUAUGGUGCAACUGGUCAUGUUUUUAGCAUCAUUUAUACAUAUAUUGUAACAUCUAAGCCUUCUUUAUACUAUGUAUUGCUGCGAGUGUUUUAUGUCAACAGCUAAUCAGAAUUAAUAAGCAUAUACUAGAAUUUCUGAUUAUAUGUUGCAGAGUAAUUGAACGCUACAAAAUGAAUCCAUCCCACUAUGUAUUCGCAGCCCCAUGUGUGAAGGUAAUGUGUGAUAAAUAUAAAACACUUUUGUUACACUACAUUGUUAUUCAUUGUGUCUUUAGGUAGACAUGUUGGAUGUCAGUGGCUCACAAGUCACCACUGGCAAGGCUUACUGUCCAUUUUGUGUCAACAGAAAAAAAAAUUUAACAUUACAAAUAUUUCAAUUUGAUACUCUUAUAUCUGUCAACAUUACACAUCAAAAGACUGUAUGUUGGACUUUAAAUGGAUUUUUUUUU